Dryobates pubescens (Downy woodpecker) is the source of this 5015-nucleotide messenger RNA. It is a transcript of the gene PTPRN2, whose product is annotated as protein tyrosine phosphatase receptor type N2. Gene Ontology annotation, molecular function: protein tyrosine phosphatase activity. Gene Ontology annotation, cellular component: secretory granule. NCBI's taxonomy places the organism in Eukaryota, Metazoa, Chordata, Aves, Piciformes, Picidae. Bases 150 to 3329 code for a protein of 1059 amino acids. Gene Ontology annotation, biological process: protein dephosphorylation. The transcript is spliced from 23 exons. The record is from RefSeq and is a predicted model, not a curated record.
GCUGGUCGCUGUCCUGGGUGUUGAAUCUACUGCGGCUGGCGACUGCCGGAGCCGGGGAGCGGCUGCGGGAGGCGAAGGGCGGGCAGUAUGGAGUGAGAGCUGGCGGCGGCGAGCAGGGGAACGGGACAGGCGCCUGAGAUGGGCCAGGCAUGAUGGGGGCGCUCGGCUCCGUCCUCCCGCUGCUGCUACCGCCGCUGCUGCAGAUCCUCGCCGCCGCCCCGCGUAGCCAACCGUCCUCCACCGGAGCCGCCGCCGAGGCGCGGAUCGGCUGCCUGUUUGAGGAUGACCUUUGCAAAUCAUCUGAAGUCUGUGUAAAUGAUGGAAUAUUUGGGAGAUGUCAGCGAGUGCCAGUAAUAGACAUCUAUAAAUAUGACAUUUCACCCCUUGUUCUGCAGCGCCUAAGGAUCAUCCUGGAGAAGCUCUCGCACAGAGGUUUUACCUGGCAAGAUGAUUAUACACAGCAUGUUAUUGGUCAGGAGCUCUCAACCAUACACAAAAUCUACAACAGACGCCCUGAUGUGUUUGCAUCUGAAGGAUCUGAAACACGAAGGACAUUGGGACAGGAUGCAGAUAAUGAAAGAAAUUAUGAGCUGGAAAAUGAUGCGAACUUGGCCAAGUCUCUUCAGCAAUAUCUUAAAUAUCUUGGUAUUCUAUCCCAGUCUGCAACUACAAAUUUGAUUCCUAGGAAGAUGAGUGACAAAGCUUCAGUCAAGAGCUACAUCUAUAAUGAUCCUAUCAGGUACUACAUGAUGCAAAAAUCCAAAGAGCGAGCACCUCCUGUGGCCCAUGCAUCAACAUCCCAUCAACAGUAUGCUGAAAAUCUCCAUGGGAGGACCUUCAACCAGCCUCAGCCAGACAAGUUAUCACUGGAGUCAGAAAUGGGGCUUGACCAAAAAACUCUGAUGGCUGCACUGCAUACGUACAUCACUCAAAACUUGUCAGCACAAAGCAAUGAUAAAAGCUCUCACAGCAGGACUAAAGAGUCUCACAUUUAUGCUGAUAGAUUCCACUCUUCACAAGUCAGUCCUUUUGAUGGAACUUUUGCCAAAGGAAAAGAAGAUUUUAAAAUGAAGAAGCUGUUCCAGCCAAGACCUGCAUUUGGAGUGCUGCGGCCAACCCCUGAGAUGCUGAAUCAGAAAUCUGUGUCCCAGGAUAAUCUAAGGGACCCUCUGAGUGCAGUGGAUGAGACGCUUAUCAAAGAUGUAUUGAAGGACCUAGAGAAACACCAAGUGAAUGUGGAGAAUCUCAGCUCAGCAGAACUGGAUGAGAUUGCUGAUACUGUCGCUAAUGCAAUACAAGCUGUUGGCAUUCAGGAAGAAAUAGGAAAGGGUGCUGGAAAAAAUGAAGAUGACAAAGCAGAAGCACAAAUGAAGAAAGGAGAUGCUCAAGGAAGGGCAGAAGUUCAGACUGGAUUAAUGGAAAACAGUGCUAAUAUACCAGACAAUGGAAUGCAUCAAGCUCGUGUGAGAACUGAUAAAGAGGAGAACACUGCAAAACUAAUUAGCUUCUUGAAUGAGAAUGCACUACCUGAAAAUAUACCUAAAGAAUCUACUAAGACUGAAACCAAGAAAUCUGAGGACAGUAAUUCUUCAUCAGAAGAAAUAAAUGCUGGAGUGGAAAAUGUAAAGAGCGAGACUUUCUCAAGGGAACUUACAGCUGCAAAGAGCAGUGAUUUGGAGUCCAAAGACCCAAGUGAUAGCCAGCACUGGAUUAAGAAUUCUUUAAUGAAGGGUGGAAACUCCCAUGAAGAACCUCAGAAAAAUACAGGACAAGGCUUACAACUUGAAGUGAAGUCUUCCGAUGAUAAAGAAUACGGCUAUAUUGUGACAGUGAAAGACCCCAUCAGUGUGGAAAAGGGCUUGGAGUUAAUAAACGAAGUGGCAGAUCUCCUGAAGCUGCAGAUGAGUGCCUUCGAUGACAUCAACGUGCUGGGACCAGCUGUGACCUUCAGAGUGCACUCAAACCUCCAAAACAUUUCAACUGCAGAUGUUGCCAAAACAGCAGCCAUAAACAAAGAGAAGCUUGAAAAAACAACUGGACUGAAGAUUCUUCAGACUGGUGUGGGGGAGAAAAGCAACGUCCCGCCGCUCCCGCAGCGCGGGGAAGAAGCAGAAUCCGCCAAAUUUCUCCUCCUCACCCUCCUCUCCCUCGCCUGCAUCGCUGGAGUCCUGGCGGCAUCGGGGGUCGUCUACUGCCUCCGCCACCGCGCCCACCACCGCCUGCGGGAGAAGCUCUCGGCUCUGGGGGCCGACGUCGGCUCCGAUGCCCCCGCUGCUUAUCAGGAGCUAUGCCGUCAGCGCAUGGCAGUGAAAACAUCUGAUCGCCCAGAGCCCCUGCCUGCUUCUCGAGUAAACAGCGUUUCUUCACAAUUCAGUGAUGGGCCCAUCCCCAGCCCCUCGGCCAGGAGCAGCACAUCAUCCUGGUGUGAGGAGCCAGUUCAGUCCAACAUGGACAUCUCCACCGGUCACAUGAUCUUGUCCUACAUGGAAGAUCAUCUGAAAAACAAGAAUCGUCUGGAGAAAGAGUGGGAAGCUCUGUGUGCUUAUCAGGCUGAACCCAAUUCCACCACCAUGGCACAGCAGGAGGAAAACAUCCAGAAGAAUCGCUCACAGGCUGUAGUACCAUAUGAUCAUUCCAGAAUAUGUCUGAAAGGUGAAAAUAGCCACGACAAUUCAGACUACAUCAAUGCUAGCCCGAUUAUGGACCAUGACCCUCGAAACCCUGCAUAUAUUGCCACCCAGGGCCCUCUCCCUGCUACCGUUGCGGACUUCUGGCAGAUGGUCUGGGAGAACGGCUGUGUCGUUAUUGUCAUGCUGACACCCCUCGCAGAAAACGGAGUCAAACAGUGCUACCACUAUUGGCCAGACGAAGGGUCAAACCUCUACCAUAUCUAUGAGGUAAACCUUGUCUCUGAGCACAUCUGGUGCGAGGAUUUCCUCGUGAGGAGCUUCUACCUGAAGAACCUGCAGACAAAUGAAACCCGCACAGUGACACAGUUCCACUUCCUCAGCUGGAAUGAUCAGAGGGUUCCUGCUUCCACAAGAUCACUUCUGGAUUUCCGCAGAAAAGUAAACAAGUGCUACAGGGGUCGCUCUUGUCCAGUAGUUGUUCAUUGCAGCGAUGGUGCGGGAAGAAGUGGAACCUACAUUCUAAUUGACAUGGUUCUCAAUAAAAUGGCUAAAGGUGCUAAAGAGAUUGAUAUUGCUGCUACCCUGGAGCACUUGAGGGACCAGAGACCAGGCAUGGUCCAGACAAAGGAACAGUUUGAGUUUGCUUUGACAGCGGUUGCAGAGGAAGUGAAUGCAAUACUCAAGGCACUUCCCCAGUGAGCAGCUCAGUCUCCUGAAGAUUCCUGCAGGAUCCGUCCCUCGUUUUCCUCAUCCUCAGUCCCUGUGAAUGUCCUUGGAAACCGUGACCUGACCUUAACUGUGUAUCUUCUGUUGUAAUCACAUAGUGAUAGGGUCCUUACAAACUCCUUUAGCUGGUAAAAGUUCAACAGUUAAAAUGUGCAUCCUGUUUUUUGGGGUUUUAAACAAAUUUUUUAAAGGACAUUGAAGCCUCGGAUUACAUGAGAGAACAAUCCAUCAAAUUCCUUUCAAAUCCUCCAAGCCCCAAAUGUCACACUUUGAAAGCACACAUUCACGUUCUUACUAGCAAAUAUACAGUAUUGUGGGUAAUUAGUGCAGUCAAUAUAGUCUCAGAAAACUGUGUUCUGUUAUAUUUUGUAACUUCUCAGAGGCUGAAUAAGAGGGGAGAGAGCAGAAGAGGGUGGUGAUUGUUCGUACACAAUGUUAAGCUAGAGCAUGAAACAGUGCUGAGAGUGUGAGUAAACACAGGUCCAGGCUCUGGCAAAGAGAGUUUGCACCUUCUCAUGCUGGGCUUUGGCAAGCCGAUGUUUUCUUAACUGUUGUUUACUUUUCAGCUUUGUGCCACGAAUAGGAGAAAAUCUGAACUCUAAGUACAUAGGCCUGCAUAGCUGUUGCAGCCAGGAAAACAAGUUGGUCACAUUAAUAGGAAACCAGGGGAUAACGAGCACAAUUCGGAUCAUGUACCUACCACUGACAGCGUGGAAAAGGAGAGUGUAGGCUCACUUCAGGUGAUGGAGAAAGGCCCCAUCAGAAGUCAGGUGAAUGUCCAGAGCUGUUAGGGAAACAGAUUCCUGGCUUUAUGGGAUAACUGAGGAAGAAAAUGGGACUUUCCUCUUUAUAUUUUUGCAUUUCUCUCUGUAAAACUGUCCUGUGCCAUCCUUUUUAGCCAGGAAAAUAUAUUUCUGUAAAAGCCUGGCUGAAGGAGAAACCUCCAGUCUACAUUUUAUGAUUCUCAUCGAGUUUGUCUGAUCAAAUGUUCAUUGCACCUUUCUGCAGAGGCUCUGCUUGUUCUGACUGAUACCUGUUUUAGCUAACCAUGAAGGGACAAAGAACCACACGUGCUGAAUUUCAGAGGUCCCUGUGUUCUCUAAAUCCUAAUGCCUAUUGUUGCAAAGUAACGCUAAAAUACGUCUGCAAAUGGUUUGGUGAUGCAAUCUUGCUUUUGUGAAUUCACAGGUGAAGUUGUGGUACUCUGAAGGAUUUUCAGUUAUUGAUAGAAAGUACUCUGAUAUGUUUGAAUGAAGGGCCUGAGGGUAAAAUCAUCAAAGGUACCUAGGUGAUCUAGGCUCAUAAUUUCAUUAUCAAAAGUGAAUAUUUGGAUGCUUUUUCAUAUGCUAUCUUACAUCUACGUGAUUUGAAAAUCUGGGGUGCUUUUUUUAUUCAAAUACUUAACAGUGGUGUUUGCUUGAAACUGUUAGGCUAAUUGUUUGACUUCAGCACUGGAAAAUACAUCCUUUAAUUUCACUUGUGAAGAGGAAGCUUUUAUAAAUUUCUAACCAGCGAAAUGUUACAGAUAACAGUAUCACCGAGUUUUGCGGGCACGGGUUGCAGGCAUCAAUCACAAUCAUCCAUGUUGCAGUUUGGUGUUGUAGGUGUGGCUAUUGGUGAUUUCUUCUUUAUAGCAAUUAAAGAGUUAUUUAAAAAAAU